ACUCUCAAUGACCCCAUUUGCUUACUUCAUCUCCACCACCUCUCAUCUCAUUUCUUCCUUCCUUUGCUGUUUGAUUAUUCCGGACUGCAGUGAAUUAGGUUGAGCUUACACGUACUUUAUCCAUGGCGGCAUCGGAUAACCUGGCAGCGAUGGAGCCGUGGGUGUACAGGCCGACGACGAACUCGACGUUUGCGGACUCGUGGAUCUCGGGGGCGUUUGCGAGGGACAGUAAGGCUCUCACGAUGGCUCUCCAGAAGUCGCUGAUGGGGAACAAGAGCUCGGAAUCUGCUGCUGAUUCCGAGUUCUUGCCGUUCUUUGAUACGUUCCAGCCGGAGGCGACGCCAACGCCGACUGUUUCGGGGGUGACGGGAUCGGAUCCGGAGUCGUGUGUUGCGGCGCCGACGAAGCGGCAGCGGAGCGCGGCGCCGGUUUCCGGGGGAAAGGUGGCGAAGAGGAAGUCGAGGGCGUCGAAGAGGACUCAGACGACGUUCAUCACGGCUGACCCGGCGAACUUCCGGCAGAUGGUGCAGCAGGUGACUGGGGUGAGGUUCAGUAACGGUGACGGUAACGGUAACGGACAGCAGUUCUCGUCUUCAUUGGGGUCCAAUAUUGUGAAGCCGGCGCCGCAGAGAUUUGGAACCGGCGGGUGCUUGCCGACGCUUGACACGUCGGCGUUUCUGUUUGAUCGGCAUCAGCAGCAGAGUCAGCAGUACCAGCAGCAGAAGGGUGUGGGGCCCGCGGCGGUGAUGGGAGGAGGAGGAGGAGUGGUGGGGCAAAUGUGUUAUGGGGGGAACGUGGAGGUGGCGGAAGGUGGUGGCGUCUCUGGCGGGCGAUUAGGCUUUGACUCGUACUCGAGCUUUCCCACUUUGGAGUCGUGGAAAGUCAUGUAGUGAGAGAGAGAGAGAGGCAGCUAGAGAGAGAAGGGGGGUGAUAGAGAUAAUUAUGACCGUUGAUCUUGUGCCAUGUGGUCGUUUUGUAUUUUGUUAAUAUUAUUUAUGUUUUUUUAAAUUUAUUUAUUUCCAUUUUGUUGAGCUUAA
Messenger RNA from Argentina anserina (silverweed cinquefoil), 1037 nucleotides. RefSeq names its product calmodulin-binding protein 25-like. The transcript has a single exon. Gene Ontology annotation, biological process: response to osmotic stress. Gene Ontology annotation, cellular component: nucleus. The record is from RefSeq and is a predicted model, not a curated record. Gene Ontology annotation, molecular function: calmodulin binding. Lineage: Eukaryota; Viridiplantae; Streptophyta; Magnoliopsida; Rosales; Rosaceae. The coding region runs from base 123 to 890 and encodes 255 amino acids.